Molecule: messenger RNA, 1153 nt
Organism: Amborella trichopoda
Lineage: Eukaryota; Viridiplantae; Streptophyta; Magnoliopsida; Amborellales; Amborellaceae
Source: RefSeq, a predicted model, not a curated record
AGAAAUCAAAAGGAAUUAUCAUGGCCGGCAGGCAAAUCAAAGAGGAAAGCAUCCUCAUGUGGUGCUAGUAUGAUGUCCUUUUCAUCAUCUGAAUCCUACCAAAGCAAAAAAACCAGGAAACCUCCUCCUUACGGUCUUGUUCCUUACAAUCUGGACCUUCUCUGUCUCUCCUCCCUUCGGCCUAAGAAUCCAUGGAUGAAGACUGUGAUUACUUGUUCAAGCUGGUGUUGAUCGGAGACUCAGCAGUGGGAAAAUCUAACCUCCUCUCACGGUUUGCUCUCAAUGAGUUUCGCCUCGAUUCGAAGCCCACCAUAGGUGUGGAAUUCGCCUAUAGAAACGUCGUCAUAGCCGACAAGCGCAUCAAAGCACAAAUAUGGGACACCGCUGGCCAAGAACGGUUGGGUUCCAGAUACAGGGCGAUCACGAGCUCAUACUAUAGGGGUGCGCUCGGGACACUCUUGAUAUACGACGUAACAAGGAGGGGCACGUUCGAGAACGUGGGGCGAUGGCUAGAAGAGGUCAGGUCCCAUGGAGACUCAGACAUGGUUGUGGUUCUAGUGGGCAACAAAUCGGACCUUGAGCAUGCUAGAGAGGUUCAAAUGAAGGAGGGACAAAAUUUUGCAGAGAGAGAAGGAUUACACUUUAUAGAAACAUCAGCUCUCCAGAAAACAAACGUAGAGGACGCAUUCAUGACGAUGAUUACACAAAUACACAACCUGACCACAAGAAGAACUCUUGAAGCUAAGGAGGGAGAGGUGGCUCACUUGGGGCCUAAAAGUGGCCAAACCAUACUCAACAUAGACAACGAAGUGUAUGCCACAACUAAGAGAGAGAAUUGUUGUUCAUAGCCUUGAAUGAAGAGCCCAGCCCCCAACAAAAAAAAAAAAAGGGGAAAAAAUGAAAAAGAGUUAUUUCAAAAAUUGAUGGGAUGUUGGCUUUGGGAGACAAGGAGUACAUGAAUCAUGAUGGUCAGUCAUGGUGCUUUGGUCACGGGUCUGCAUGCUUUUUGCUGUACACCAAAAGGGUUUUGGCUGUGUCGGUCUGUUAGCUUUUGAUAUUUUUUGGUCUUUGACAACACGAAAUUGGUUCAAGAAGAUGGAUGUUUUUGUUUUUUUUUUUCUGGGGUCAUUCAAUCGGAAAGAUAAGCUUCUAC